GACAAUGUAUGUAAUAUAGACUUUUGGUGAUGUAAUGAAAAAGAAUUUUUAGCAUUACAUUGUUAUUUGAUGGUAUUACAUUGUCAUUUCCAUAGUUAGCAUGUUCCAUUCUGUUGUGCACAUUCAUAAGCGUGGUUGUAUGUGUGUUUGAUUUGUUAUUCAUGUUCCGAGCGUAAUUACUAAAUGCUACUCUCACUAUACUAUUUUCAUAUGUAGUAAUGUCAAAGGGCAAAGAAAAAGUUAGCGGCAGCAAGCAAUUUAGGUGGCUGCCACCUAUGCAUGAGAUGAUGCUAAAGAUACUUACAGAGGAGGCUGGAAAGGGCAAUAAGCCCUCUAAUACUUUUAGGGCCGGCUCCUUUGCUCUUGUAGCGAAGGAGAUAACGGCCCAUUUCGGGGUUGAGUGCCACCCUGUAUUUGUGGAGAACCGGAUGCGGACUCUAAGGUCCAUGUGGGCAACUAUUCAAGAGCUUAGAAAGAAGAGUGGAUUCGGUUGGGACGAAAAUCUGAAAAUGAUAACUUGUGACACUAAAACAUACCAAGAAGAAGUUAUGGCACAUCGGAAGCAUGCCGAGUAUCUGAACAAAAAAAUUGAGUUUUACGAUGAAUUAGCGAUUGUGGUGGGAAAGGACACAGCCACAGGUGGCUUUGCUAAGUCCGGAGUGGAUAUCGAAAAUGAGCCAGAUAAUGGGGAUAAUGGGGAUAGUGCAGAGUUUGUUGCAGAUAAUGUGGAGGAAUGUGUGGCUGAAAAGGGGAAGAACGCAAAUGAAUCAUCCACCACUGGGUUGGGAAUUUCCAAGUCCCGCAAAAGAGGGCGUGCAGCUUCUAAUGUUGAUGAUAGUGUGCUGACUGAUCUGUCUGAUCAGCUGAAGGAAAUAGCUGGCGCUCUGAAAGAAAUUAAUCGGGGCCCGGUAGAUUAUACAACUUUGUAUAAUGAGGUAAUGGCUAUGAUGGCGGAGGGAUAUAGCGAAGAUCUGCUCGCUACUGCCUUCGACCAUCUUUGUGAGAAUGAGAAGACGGCACGUAGAUUUUUAGCCAAGAAUGCUAGGUUGAGGAAGCUAUGGUUAGAUGGUUAUUUUUUCUCACAAAUUUGA
Molecule: messenger RNA, 1091 nt
Organism: Quercus lobata
Lineage: Eukaryota; Viridiplantae; Streptophyta; Magnoliopsida; Fagales; Fagaceae
Exons: 2
Coding region: 219-1091 (290 amino acids)
Source: RefSeq, a predicted model, not a curated record